UGAAAAAACUUUUACAAUAUUAAAUUUUUCGUGUUUUCAUUUUGUUUUGCGCUGUUCAAAUCGCUCAUUUUACAAUAUAUCAAAUACUGAAUCGUUUAUGCCUCGAGAAAAAACUUUUCUUUGUUCACAAUUUCCUAAAAAAUCCAACAAAACUCCAAGGUGAAAUUAAUGUCGCAAUUCUUGGCCUGGCAUCAUGCAGUUACGUUUGCAGGAGCACUUUUUGAAUAAAAGUAUGCUAAAAACCAAAUUGGAAUAUUUUUCCGAGUGAAUGCGAAUAUAGUUCCUCUCUGAAAAAACUUAUAGUUCUAUGUCUUUUUGUCAUCCUUGGUUUUACCUGUUGGUUUUUUGACCAAUUCUAGCCGGCUAUAAAAUUUAGGGGCACUGCUGGACUACAAGCGUUUGUGUACAAGCAGGCUUCAGCAAAGGUAAAGCAAGCGAAGUUGCCUACCUACAGUCACGUGCACGUGUCUCGUUGGUUAUGUGAAAUCUGUCAAUUUCAAAAUUUUUAGGUUAUGUUGAUGUUUAAAGCGUGCUCACGCCGUGUUUUGUGAGAAUAUUUGAAUUUUCUCUUCAGUUACCACAUUUAUCUGAAAAAUGGGCAAACCAGAUUUCUCGCCUGGUAACCGAGGAGGCGGUGGUAGAGGAGGCAGAGGCGGCUUUGGAGGGGGCCGAGGAGGCGGCAGAGGAGGUUUCGGUGGCCGAGGGGGUGGCGGCGGUAGAGGAGGAGGUAGAGACAGUUUUGGGGGAGGCGGCAGGGGCAGAGAUAGUUUUGGAAGGGGAGGUGGAAGAGGGCGUGGUGGAGGAACACCAAGAGGUAGAGGAGGAAAACCUGGGGGCUUCAAGGGUGGAAAAACUGUGGUUAUUGAGCCACACAGACAUCCUGGGGUAUUCAUAGCUAGAGGAAAAGAGGAUGCUCUAGUCACUCUUAAUUUAGUUCCUGGUUCUGACGUGUAUGGAGAGAAGAGAAUAUCAGUAGAGGAAAAUGGUGAAAAGAAAGAAUAUCGUGUCUGGAACCCAUUUAGAAGUAAAUUGGCUGCUGCAAUCUUGGGUGGUGUUGACCAGAUCCAUAUGCCACCAGGCAGCAAGGUGCUCUACCUAGGUGCUGCCUCUGGUACUACAGUUUCUCAUGUCUCAGAUGUUGUCGGGCCUGAAGGGCUAGUAUAUGCUGUAGAAUUCUCACACAGAUCUGGAAGAGAUCUGUUAAAUGUGGCAAAGAAAAGGACCAACAUUAUUCCUAUUAUUGAAGAUGCUAGGCAUCCCCUCAAAUACCGAAUGUUAGUAGGGAUGGUGGACACCAUCUUCGCGGACGUAGCUCAACCAGACCAGGCGCGUAUCGUCGCUAUCAACGCUCAGCAUUACCUGAAAAACGGCGGCCAUUUUGUCAUCUCGAUCAAAGCUUCAUGUAUCGACUCAACCGCCCAACCUGAGGCAGUCUUUGCAGCAGAGGUUAAAAAAUUGCAAGCAGACAAACUGAAACCUCAAGAACAGAUCACACUAGAACCUUAUGAGAGGGACCAUGCAGUAGUAGUGGGGAUAUACAGACCUCCCCCAAAGAAUCAGACGGGUUAA
Messenger RNA from Acanthoscelides obtectus, 1569 nucleotides. Lineage: Eukaryota; Metazoa; Arthropoda; Insecta; Coleoptera; Chrysomelidae. The record is from the annotation of a GenBank genome assembly.